AUGGCUGACGAGGAGAACGCUAAUAUCACUGAUACAGAAGUUCUCGAUGACGAACCACGUAGUAUUCUUCUUGGACUCAUCUCGCAGUUGCGCAAAGGUAUGGAUUUGCACCGUGUUACCUUGCCUACCUUUGUGCUCGAACCACGCAGCAUGUUAGAGCGGAUAACUGACUUUAUGAGUCACCCCGAGUUAAUAUUAAGUGUGCCAAAGGAACCCAAUCCGACGAAACGAUUUGUGGGUGUAGUUAGAUAUUAUUUAUCUGGAUGGCAUAUUAAACCAAAGGGUGUCAAGAAGCCUUACAAUCCAAUCCUUGGUGAACAUUUUCGCGCUUGCUGGAAAUUUUCAGACAAUACCGAAGCGUAUUAUGUAUCCGAACAAGUAUCCCAUCAUCCACCUAUUUCAGCUUAUUAUUAUGCCAGUCCCGAGAAUAAUUUAAUUAUCUCGGGUGACAUUCGACCCAAAUCGAGAUUUCUUGGUAAUAGCGCAGCAACUCUGAUGCAAGGAGAAUCGAGGAUCUAUUUUACAAAUCGUCCAGGGGAAGUCUAUUCUAUUGUUAUGCCAAAUGUCUAUGCGAGGGGUAUUUUGUUUGGAAGGAUGGUACUUGAACUGGGUGACGCGUCAGUAGUACGUUGUGAAAAAUCCGAUUUGAUAUGCGAGCUAGAGUUUAAGACGAAGGGAUUCUUUUCCGGUUCCUAUAAUGCUAUCGUAGGUAAAAUAAAGAUAGAAUCGACAGGAGAGUGUCUUUACGAAAUUAGUGGGAAAUGGUCGGAUAUCAUGUAUAUUAAAGAUCUUAAAACAGGGAAAAAGGAAGUUUUAUUUGAUGCUCAUGGAGCGAAAAUACAUCCAAAGAUAGUAUCUCCAGAGUCUGAACAGGAACCAAAUGAAUCAAGAAGACUGUGGCAGAAGGUAACAUCAGCAUUAGCAAGUAGAAAUUUGGACUUGGCAACACAAGAAAAAACAUUGAUAGAGGAUACUCAGCGUAAUGAUGCAAAGACACGUGAGGCUGAAGGAAUUGAUUGGAGGCCAAGAUACUUUUUGUACGAAAACGAUCAAUACAAGUUCAAGCAAACUCACCUCUCGAAGGAUCCACAGCUAGCCAAACAACAGAUUGGAUCAUUUAUUUUUGCAUCACAUUCACCAGCAGACUUUCAUUCUCCAAAUGGAUAA
Paraglomus occultum is the source of this 1167-nucleotide messenger RNA. Lineage: Eukaryota; Fungi; Glomeromycota; Glomeromycetes; Paraglomerales; Paraglomeraceae. The record is from the annotation of a GenBank genome assembly.